AAGUUUGAUUAUACGGAGUUUGCAUGACAAAUGUAGAGAGGCCAAAUAUGGUUAUAUAUUUACUCUAAACAUGUCAAAGCUUGGUGACAUGACUCAUCUUGUUUACAAAAUCGGACGGUUUAGAUGAUGUCUUCACGAGAAUCUUCGGAGUUUGGUUUGUCUAUAAAUGGAGAUGGGUUGUUUUAAGAGUUUAAUUGUCUGCUGUCUUACUCUCACUUCUUUUGCUUGCAUCAACAGUUAGAAUGCCCUGUGAGCGGUGCGGUUCUAGGAAGAGCGUAUUAUGUGCAAAUAAAUUGUUGGUUUUAAUGUGAUCAUUGCUCAAAAGCAUUAUCAUUUUCUCUCAAAAUUUCAAAUAUAUUGUUAAGUGUAAGCACCAGCAUCCAGUUUGGUUUAUCCUAAUGGAUACAAAUAAUCGGUGGCAAAAUGAACAAGAUGGUCAACCUACACUGGAUACAGGUUACUGCAGAGCAACUCUGCUGGCCGAGACGCGGCAGAGUAUGGUCAACAAAAUAAUGGACAGAUUAAGAAGACAUUUUCCAUCCAGCCAAGAGGGACUUGAAGAACUCAAGAAAAAAGCUGUGCAGUUUGAGGAAAAGAUAUGGAAGGCGUUUCAGUCUGACUAUCAGCACGGAACAAGGAUGUUUACGAUGGAAUCGAAUUCUCGACAUACUCUGCCCAAUGCUUUGCCACAGAACGCGGCUGGCAAUAGCAACAGAGCCACUGAUCCAGGAGCUUCGCUAGAUUCUACCGCACAGACUGGACAUGCAAAUGGAGGUGAUUGGCAAGAGGAAGUUUAUCAAAAGAUCAAAACCAUGAAGGACAUGUACUUAUCAAAGCUAAAAGACAUGUAUCAGAAAAUUGCUACAAAAAUACAGCAGGAUGACUCACUUUCACAACCGCCAAACACGGACCUGCUUGCCAAGCUGAAAGUUAUCAGGACUAUAUUUGAGCUCAUGAUAUCAUUCUUAGAGGUUUCAAAAAAUAACAUUUCUCCAUGUCACAAGGACAAGUUGGGAGUCUAUGAGAUGGAGAUUAAGUAUUUUACAAAUGCAAAUAAACCCAGGAAGCCUCUCAGUUCAGUGCAACAAGCACAGCUUUCCCAGUCCCACAUCCAUCAACCACAAUCUCAAGUUUCUCAAGUGCAAUCUCGUGAAAAUCAAAUGAAUCCUCAAAUGCAAUCAAUGAACACGCAAGGGUCGGUGCCUACAAUGCAGCAGAACAAUGUGUCGAGCUUGCAGCAAAGCAUGAUGAAUUCAUUGCCGGCAUCUUCCAAUCGAGAUGAUGGACUGCGAAAUGCAGUGAAAUCAUUGCAGCAGGUUAAGUCUACAUCCCCUAGAGCGAUAAGUGCAGCUGUCGGUGACAUUGGCUCAGUUGUCAGCAUGACUGACAGAUUUGCGGGUUCAGCCCCGGAUCAGAAUGGAUCUGGAGCUGCAGUUGGUGAGGAUUUGGUAGAAAUGACAAAUUGUCGUCUUCAGGCGAGAACUUUUAUCACCUUGUGUGGGACAAGGAAGAUGAGCCCCUGUACAAGUGCCAUGCCCUUGAACAUUGGAUCAUCAGCUAGCAGCAUAAGAGACAGUUUGAAACAACUCAAUGGUCCAGAAGCAUCUGAUUUGGAGUCAACUGCAACAUCAAGUGUCAAAAGGCCUAGACUGGAGUAAGGAGUACACGGAUCUUGCAGUAAAGACCAAGUCAAGAUUUAACAUCUCACUUCGAAGCCUUUCGCAACCCAUGUGGCUUCAGGAGAUAGCGAAAACUGCUCGAGUGCAGCAUGAUAUUGGGCAUGUUAGUCGAAAACUGCUCGAGUGCAGCAUGAUAUUGGGCAUGUUAGUUAUGUAUCCAUGAUGCGAUCUGUUAAUUUAUCUUAUUUAUAAGAGAUUGUAUUGUUUUGAAUUAUUGGGUGAUAAUAAUAAAUAUUAAUUAAGUA
Molecule: messenger RNA, 1924 nt
Organism: Mercurialis annua (annual mercury)
Lineage: Eukaryota; Viridiplantae; Streptophyta; Magnoliopsida; Malpighiales; Euphorbiaceae
Product: mediator of RNA polymerase II transcription subunit 15a-like
Exons: 9
Coding region: 399-1658 (419 amino acids)
Biological process (GO): regulation of DNA-templated transcription
Molecular function (GO): transcription coactivator activity; chromatin DNA binding
Source: RefSeq, a predicted model, not a curated record